Messenger RNA from Mangifera indica (mango), 2137 nucleotides. Its product is annotated as putative pentatricopeptide repeat-containing protein At1g12700, mitochondrial. The record is from RefSeq and is a predicted model, not a curated record. Gene Ontology annotation, molecular function: protein binding. The coding region runs from base 65 to 2137 and encodes 690 amino acids. Lineage: Eukaryota; Viridiplantae; Streptophyta; Magnoliopsida; Sapindales; Anacardiaceae. The transcript is spliced from 4 exons.
AAAAAAAAUUUAGGGUUUUUUUUUUUCAACACUCUUCUUCCCAAUUCUCAAAAGUCCUCUGAAAAUGUUUCUUAAAACUUCACUUGUUUCUUCAAAAUCAUCUUUCAAUGUUAGAUUUUCAUCUUCAUCUAUUCUUUCUUCACUUUCCCAAAAUCAACACACCAAAUCACCACCCAAACACAUCUCCACUCUUAAGCACCAUUCUCAACUUUAUAAUUUCCUUCGUGUAAACUGCAGGUCAGGUAACUUUUCUCUUGAUGAAGCUUUUGAUUCCUUCAAUUAUAUGAUUCAUAUGCACCCAACUCCUGCUAUGUCUUCCUUCAGUAUUUUGUUUUCUGCACUUGUUAAGAAAAAACAUUUUGAUCAACUUCUUGUGAUGUACACGAGAUUCAUUUCAGCUGGGUUGUUGCCGGAUUUCUUUAUUUUGAAUAUUUUAAUUGAUUGCUUAAGCAAAAUGGCACGCGAUUCUGAUGGUUUUGUAGUUCUUGGGAGUAUUCUUAGGAGGGGUUUUCACCCAAACGCUUCGACUUUUAACAGGCUGAUUAAUGGUCUUUGUAUGGCGGGCAAGAUUAAGAAGGCCAUUGAAUUUUUUAGGAAAAUGGUUUCGGUUGGUUGUAGACCGGAUGUGGUUACAGUUGGGACUUUGAUUACUGGGUUGUGUAGAACUGGUAAUGUCACUGUUGCGCUUCAGUUGUUUGAAGAAAUGAAUAAAGGGAAUGGUGAAUUUGGUGUCAUUUGUAAGCCUAAUAUUGUUUGCUAUACUACAAUUAUUGAUGGUCUUUGCAAAUAUGGGUUAGUAGACAAGGCAAAGAAACUGUUUUCAGAAAUGAAGACCAAGGGCAUUAAUCCAAACGUGAUUACUUACACCACUCUAAUUUAUGGUUUGUGUAAUACAUCUAAUUGGGAGGAGGCUAAAACUUUGUUUAUAGAGAUGUUGGAGGAAGGUGUAAAACCUAAUGUGGUGACAUUUAACGUGGUAAUUGAUAAGCUCUGUAUCAAUGGAAAGAUGGACGAAGCCAAUGGGUUGUUCCAACUAAUGAUUAAUAGAGGUGUUUGUCCCAACACAAUAACUUAUAACACACUUUUGAGUGGUUUUUGCUUGGCAGGUCAAAUUGAUGAUGCUAGAAGGCUAUUUGAUUCCAUGGCAAGUAUGGGGUGUAAGCCUGAUGUUUUUAGCUACAAUAUUUUGAUGGAUGGUUUAUGCUUGACAAAUAAAAUUGAUGAUGCUAAGUUAGUUUUAGCCUCAAUAUUGAGUAUGGGAUGCACACCUGAUGUAGUUAGCUUUAAUACUCUGAUCAAUUGGUAUUGCAAGAAUAAAAAAAUUGAUGAAGCCUUGAAUCUUUAUGAGGAAAUGACUUCAGGGGGAGUUAGGCCAGAUGUUGUUACUUAUAGUACCUUGCUAUCUGGGUUUUUUAUGAACGGUAAUGUCGGACAUGCAAAAAAGCUAUUUGGUAAGAUGCAACUUAGUAAUUUGCCUCCCGAUUUAUUUACGUAUAAUAUUCUUAUUGAUGGGUAUUGCAAAAAUGGUUGUGUUUUGGAGGCUGUUGAACUGUUCCAUACUUUAAUAAAUCGAAACAUUCAACCUAACAUCACAACUUUCAAUUGUCUCAUUAAUGGGUUGUGCAAAACAGGGAGACUCAAUAUUGCUUGGGAAAUGUUCAAUGGAUUUUGUAAGGAAGGAAAGUUAGAAAUGGCAAGUAAAUGGUUCUCAGAUACGGAGCAAAAUGGUGUUGCGCCAGAUUUGGUCACUUUCAAAACGCUUAUGUCUGGAUUCUUGCAGAAUAAUGAGACUUUUAAAGUGGCGGAACUUCUUCACAAAAUGAAAGAGAGAAAUGUGAAACCAGAUGCAUCCAUAGGUUCAAUAAUAUUAGAUUUACUGGGAAAGCAUGAAGAUUAUCGUGAAGAAAAUACUGACGAAGAUGCUCUUAAGGUUGUAGAUGGUUUAGCACCUAAGGCCACUGAUCAAAAUGAUGCUAUUGAGAAAUGGAAUCUUUAUUUCUUUGGAAAGAUGAAUCCCCUUGAUGAAGCCUCUAGUAAGAAGUUGGUGGUAGCUGAUGCUAAGUUGAACUUCGAUGAUGAUGCUGCUUUCCUGGUAGAAGGGUAUCUCACUUGUGAUCCAUCACUAGAGGGUCCUUGA